ACAGAGAUAGAGAAUUUCUUUUGUUUGUGUGUUCGUGUCUCUGCCAUUUAUUUCUACACCCACAUCUUUCUCUCUCUCUCUCUCUCAACGGUUCUUUAUCACAUUUGCCUCUGCCCGUGACCCUUCUCCUUUCCCGUCAGAUACUAAUCCUUUCUUACACUUUCUUCUGCAACCUUUUCCCAAUUUCAUCUCUUUAUAAACUGUUACUCAAUCACUUCCUUAUAGGGUAACUCUUGCUUUCCCAAUUCUGUUCAUUUCUCGGGUAACGUUUCUAGUUAGCACAAAUUGUCUUGAUGAAUUGAGGUUUUACCUUAGGAACUUUUGGUCCAGAAAUGAGUUAUGAAUUUUGCUUAAAAGAUACGUCCAUACAUACAAAUAUUGCUUUUCUUUCUCCCUUUUUAUAGGGUUCUAGGAAAUUCAUCCCUUUCUUUUUAUAUAAUAUCAACUCUUGGCCUUUUCUCCUUUCUUUUCUAUGCCUCAGUAUACUUCUUGAUUUGUAUUUUUUUUAGAGGUUUAGGGUUUAGGGUUUUUCUAUUCUCUACUGUGUACUCUUUCGAUUCCCAAUUCUCACUUCAAAAAUUGCCUCUUAAUUCUAUUUCAGUCUCCAAUUUUAGCUCAACUGUGAAAUGGGGUUCUUCCCUAUUCUGUGUCCUCUCUGAAUUUGACUGAAACUAUUUUUUUUUCUUCUGGCGUUGUUGAUAUUCAUUUCCAAAUGUCUUCUCCUUGUUUAAGUGGAGGUGGUAGAGCCUAUGGGUUCGAUUUAGAAAUAGUGAAAUCCCCAUCAACAUCAACAAGAACUUCACACACAUCAUCUCCAUCUUCAACUCUCUCUGAAUCUAGCAAUUCGCCAUUGGCUAUCUCCACAAGAAAACCACGUACUCAUCGAAAACGUCCCAACCAAAUCUACAAUGAAGCAGCUGCCCUUCUCUCCACUGCCUAUCCAAAUAUCUUCUCCACCACAAAUCCUCGCAAGUUCACAAAACCUCACCAGGACACUCUUCUUCUUGAUGAGUCCUUAUCCUCCUCCGAAUUGCUCUGGCCUUUUCGGGUUUUCGACGAAGACUCUAGCUUUCUCCUCCAUCAAACUGUUGAAAGUGAAAAACCCAGUUUCCUGAUUGAGCCAAAAAUCUCGAAUUUGAUGAAUUCUUGCGACAAGUACUCUUUCUCUUGUCAGAGUGACUCACAGGGGAAUUCUAUGGAAUUGUGCGAUGGGUACGAGGAGGAUUUGGAUGCCGAGUCGAUCUUAGAUGAAGAAAUUGAAGAGGGAAUUGAUAGUAUCAUGGGGAAUCUAAGCGUGAGUAAGGAUAAGACUGAUGAUGGGUCCAUUAAAGAUGUCAAUUCUUGGUACGGGAAUCCGAUGGGAUUUCAUUUCAGUGGGAAUGGAAUGAGAAAAGGAGUGAGAGCUCUAAGACAUGGACAUGAAUCAAAUUUGUGGAAUUUUCCAAUUGUCGAUAUGCUUCAAAUCUCCCCAAGACUUAGCAGUAACAACAGCAGCAGCAGCAAGAAAAUCACUUCAGAUUUUAAGUCCAAAAAGUGUAAAUCCGAUGAGAAAAAGAAAAAGAAAGUGGUGGAAUUAAAGAAUCUGGAAAUGGCCAAGAAGGAGAGUUCAGUCCCGCAAUCCAGUUCGGGUUUACUAUUGAAAUUAAACUACGACGGCGUUUUGAAUGCUUGGUCGGACAAAGGUUCGCCGUUUUCUGAGGAGAUUUCAGGAUCCGAAGGAGGAAAUGAUGUCUCUGCCAGAUUGGCACAGAUAGAUUUAUUUUCGGAAAAUGGAGGAGUGAGAGAAGCUAGCGUGUUACGCUACAAGGAAAAGCGGCGUACACGUCUCUUCUCAAAGAAGAUCAGGUACCAGGUUAGAAAAGUCAAUGCCGAUCAACGGCCCAGAAUGAAGGGGCGAUUCGUGAGAAGGCCAAAUUCAAGUACAAGUAGUCAAAGAAGAGAAAAAUAACAAUUGUUUUAGGCCAAGAAUAAUCCAGCAACUUUUAUUUCUUUUGCUUUGUUGUUUGAUUAGCACUUUCGGCAUAUGUAUUCAUUUUGUAACCCCAAACACCAUAAACUUGAGGAGAUGGAGAGACUAGUUAAAGAAAAAGAAAUCAUGAGAGAUGGAGCAGGCCUACAAGAUUUUGCCUAUUUGCCCACUAAAUUAUUUUUUUUGUUUGAUAUCCAGAUUUAUAAAGAAUCAAUUUUCUAGUCUAA
Messenger RNA from Ricinus communis (castor bean), 2196 nucleotides. RefSeq names its product protein CHLOROPLAST IMPORT APPARATUS 2. Gene Ontology annotation, molecular function: protein binding. Gene Ontology annotation, cellular component: nucleus. The coding region runs from base 713 to 1948 and encodes 411 amino acids. The record is from RefSeq and is a predicted model, not a curated record. Gene Ontology annotation, biological process: regulation of DNA-templated transcription. NCBI's taxonomy places the organism in Eukaryota, Viridiplantae, Streptophyta, Magnoliopsida, Malpighiales, Euphorbiaceae. The transcript is spliced from 3 exons.